This is a messenger RNA of Saccharomyces paradoxus, 1539 nucleotides long. It is a transcript of the gene TDA11, whose product is annotated as Tda11p. NCBI's taxonomy places the organism in Eukaryota, Fungi, Ascomycota, Saccharomycetes, Saccharomycetales, Saccharomycetaceae. The transcript has a single exon. The record is from RefSeq and is a predicted model, not a curated record. Bases 1 to 1539 code for a protein of 512 amino acids.
AUGAAUAAAUUUGACGAGUUUAUAGAGUCCAAUGAGAAGGAUUUGGAUGUGGAUACCAGUACCCGAAAUAGUAUAAUAUCGAUGUCGCCUGUGGGGAAGACUCGAUCAAAGUUUCGUUCUUCUAGUUCCAAUGGAUAUAGGCCAGAGCAUCAGCGUACGUCCAGUGCGGGGAGCAUGCAUUCGCAAAGGCUGAUGACUCCUACCAGAUUAAAUGAACAGGACCAUCCCUUACAGGCCAAGUCAGAUGCUCGAAGGGUGGUAACUCGUCAUUCUUCUGUCUCCGUUCCAAACGCAAUGAGUAAGAGGAGAUCGCUCAUUCAACCUAUGGUUGUUCCCACUACGCCAGAAUCUCAAAACAACAUACCUUUUGGAGGCUCAGUAAGUCAUUCUGAGGGAUCCCAUGGAAUUCCGUUAGAAUCCACUACAGUACUUUCUAGUGAGCAAGCGAUGACCGGCGGGCUUCGACGGUCGAGAAAUGGGAGUUCACAAUCGGUCAAUAGUAUAGCAGCGACCGCCAUACCCACAAAUGGGGUUGAUGUAAGCGCCCUUCUACAAUCUCUUGCUACAAAAGAAUUAGAACUACUGGAAUGCAAACAAAAGAUUGAAGAUUUGAAAAAGCAAACCCAGCAUGAAGAGCAAAACUAUGCCCGUCGGGCACGUGAACUGCACGAGCUGAAGGAGCAAGUGAGUAAACACCUGGAUCCUUCUCUGAACACACCAGUGAAAAGUCGUGCUUUUUCACCAGUUUACCAGAGUAUACCUAUGGAAUCACGAACUGAAAAUGCUGGUAACAGUAACUUUUCUAGUUCUGUAAGGACACGAAAAAACGUGGAUCACCCAAGUACGAAUCAGCCAAGAUCCGUGUCUCCACAAGAUAUUCAAGAGACACGCCAAAGAGACAACUCAUCAAAUUCAUCCAAGCAGUCACUUUGGAGCAAACCGUUAGCUUUGUUUAAUCAAUUCGAUAAAAUAAUUCAGCAUGAAAUCGAAAGAACUCUGAACUGGGAUGACUCUCUUCCAGGUACACCUGAGGCACAGGAAGCGACAUCGACCAGUAAUGGCGAGUAUUCAGCACAGCAUCACGAUAGUGAAACUCCUGGAGCUCACCAAAACUCUCCCUCUCAAGGAUCUGUCUCUAGAUCACUUUGGAGCUUUGUCAGCGAUGUCAAGGCCGGAUUGCUCGGUAUAGAAGAAGAAAAUGAUAGUGAUGUUACCAAUGAUAACAGAUGUGAACCUGUAUAUAGAAGCGAUAGGGAGCAUGAACAGAAAAAAAAUGCACCUAAAAUUACGAAUCGGGGACAAGCGGAAGAUAGUGGCGACGAUUCUAGUCUAGACAUGAAGAAAUUUAAAACGACAACUAAAUUGCAAAAAGCCAACGCUGAUGAUAAUAAUCUCACAAAUGAAGGUGGACAUCGAAGACGAGAAAGUAAAAAUAAGAGGGGUAGCAACAAACUAAAUUUUAUUGGUGAUUACAACACUUGUAAACCUAAUAAUGAUAUUUCCUCCGUCAAAAAUUCAGUUGAAAUGACAAACUUCUAA